Molecule: messenger RNA, 2405 nt
Organism: Phoenix dactylifera (date palm)
Lineage: Eukaryota; Viridiplantae; Streptophyta; Magnoliopsida; Arecales; Arecaceae
Product: Pentatricopeptide repeat (PPR-like) superfamily protein
Biological process (GO): RNA modification
Molecular function (GO): RNA binding; protein binding
Source: RefSeq, a predicted model, not a curated record
GUAGAGCUUCACCAUAAUACCCUCAAUGGUGGUCGGUAUCACUGAAAUGCCACCCAAGGCAGCUCUUUGGAGGCAGCUCCAUGCUUUGUACGUAACCAGAGGAACCCAGGAGCCCUUGAAAUGGACUAGACUCAUGAAAGGCUACCUUUCUUAUGGCUUUGCAGAGGAAGCUCUCCUCAUAUACACCCAAAAUCUCCCUGAUAGGAUCCACCAACCCAUACUACCGUUUGUUCUCAAAGUUUGUGCCUCCCACUCCCUCCUUUCACUUGGACAAUCCCUGCAUGCAGAGUGUAUCAAACUUGGGAUGGUCCAUGAGCUAUUCGUGGGUACCACAUUUGUCUCCAUGUACUGUAAAUGUCAUCGGCCCGCUGUUGCUCGUAAGUUAUUCGAUGAAAUGCCUGAGAGGAAUGUGGUGACAUACAAUGCGAUGAUUGGAGGGUACUGUAUGAAUGGUGACAUGGAGUUGGCUUCAAUUCUCUUUGACCAGAUGUGUUCGCGGACCCCUGUCACUUGGGCAUUGACGAUUGAAGGGUUUGCUAAGGUGGGGGAUACUGUGGCUGCGAGGAGGUUGUUCGACAGGGCCCCACCAGAGAUGAGAACCGUGGUGACAUGGACUGUUAUGGUCCAUGGUUAUACUGUAAAUGGUGAGAUGGAAACUGCAAGGGAAUUGUUUGACCGCAUGCCAGUUCGGAAUUUCUUCGUGUGGUCAUCCAUGAUCACUGGGUAUUUCAAGAAGGGUGAUGCUGAGGAGGCUAGAGCAAUUUUCAACCAAAUGCCAGUCCGGAACUUGGUGAAUUGGAAUGCAUUGAUAGCUGGGUAUGCACAAAUUGGAUGUUGCGAGGAGGCUUUGGAGGCUUUUAGGCAAAUGCUGGAGUGUGGCAUCGAACCUGAUGAGUUUACAAUAGCGAGUGUUUUAUCAGCUUGCUCACAAUUCGGUUCGCUAGGUUGUGGCAAGAAAAUCCAUGAAUUGAUCAAUCACAAAAAAAUAAAGACAAAUCAUUUUGUUUUAAAUGGUUUGGUUGACAUGUACGCAAAAUGUGGUGAUCUUGAAAGAGCAAAAAAAAUCUUUGAUGGGAUGAGAAGAAGGAACAGUGUAUGUUGGAAUUCAAUGAUCUCGGGCCUUGCUAGUCAUGGUCAGAGUGAAGAGGCCCUCAAGCUCUUUGAUCAAAUGGAGGAGUCAGAAGAAAAACCUAAUGAGAUAACCUUUCUUGUGAUCCUUUCAGCCUGCACACAUGGAGGAUUUGUUAAAGAAGGACUAGAAAUUUUUGAGAAGAUGGACAAGUACGGAUUGGUUGCAGGCGUGGAGCACUAUGGAUGUUUGGUCGAUCUAUUGGGCCGAGCAGGAAGGCUAGCUGAAGCCUAUGAUGUGAUCAAGAAGAUGCCAAUGAAACCAAAUGAGGUGGUAUGGGGAGCUCUGCUAGGAGCGUGUAGAUUACACAUGGAUAUGGAAAUUGCGGACAAAGUGGUGCAUGAGAUUGGAACCUUGAAUUCUGGUGCUGGAUCCACUAAUGAUGCACAAUAUGUAGUGCUAUCAAAUAUUUAUGCUGCUUCAGAAAAAUGGGAAGAAGCAGAGAGGAUAAGGAGGAGUAUGGUGGAAAAUGGAAUACAAAAAAUGCCUGGUUGCAGUUCCAUUAUGGUAGGUAACACAGACUACCAGUUCCAUGCUGGGGCAAUUGUAGAUUCUCAAGCACAUAUGCUAUGUGGAGCCUAGGAUUAGACAUUUUAAGUAUUAGGAUCAUGAGAAUCGGCGGACGCUGGCAUUGUUGGAUGUUUCCAAACUCAAACAGUUCGGAGAAAAAAUAUUCAAGUUGCACAAGAAACAUUUGCUUUGAGAAUUUUGUAGUUUUUAUUCAGUACUGAGCUUAGGAUAUGAGCUGAAGCAAGGAAGAACGUAUUGGCUCUCCCUUAGACUAAUUUUGAUAGUAGAUCACUGGAUAAACCAGGAUACCAAGCAAUGAGCUGAGAUGAGAUCAAAAAAUUUGAUAUUGUUUACACACAAUGAGCAAGUACAGUAAUGAAACUGAUACGGGUGUAAGAUAUACUAGUUCUUAUUCAAGAUUGAAGCACAGUAAACAAGGUUUAACCAAGCACAGAUUCCAGUCAACAAGAGGCAGUCUUCAAAAAUUUGGCCAUAAUGCAUCGCAUUGUGAUGACUUGUUUUGAUACUGGCACUUUGGAAAGUCAUUCAAUAUUAGCAUGCUAAAUUAUUGUACUUUUCCUUCUUUUGUUGUAUACUGCAGUUGCUGUUAAUUUCAGUCAUAUUAUCUCAGUGCUGAACACAUGGGAAGGUCUAUGAGAACUAUUUCAGAACUCUGCCCACCCCCUUCUCCCUCCCUCCCUCCCUCCCUCCCUCACUUUUAUCUUCAAGAAACAUUCAUUAAUUUAUCCUCCAUAAUUAGAGCUUC